AUGGCCUGGGACAGCACUCCCCAGACAAACGGUGCCCACAGCCAGCCGGACCUGCGAGGGAUGCAGAUGCUUGGCCUGGUCCUCAAGGUGAUUCUGAUGAUGCCCACGGAAGAAAAGCCGAGCUCCAGGUUGGCGCCGGCGCCGGAGGGUCCUCUGGCGAGGUCCCAAGCUCAGGAAGGAGGCGCCUCACCCCCCUCCGACUCACCCCCGUUCUACAAGCCCAGCUUCUCCUGGGACGCCCUGGCCUCCUACAGCCACAGCUACCGGCAGGCGCCCUCCACCAUGCAGUCCGCCUUCCUGGAGCGCUCCGUCAGCCUGUACGGCAGCCCGCUGGUGCCCAGCGCUGAGCCGCCCCUGGACUUCAGCCUCCGCUACUCCCCGGGCAUGGACAUGUACCACUGCAUCAAGUGCAGCAAGGUGUUCUCCACCCCGCACGGGCUGGAGGUGCACGUCCGCCGCUCCCACAGCGGGACCCGGCCCUUCGCCUGCGAUGUCUGCGGCAAGACCUUCGGCCACGCUGUGAGCCUGGAGCAGCACAGCCACACCCACUCCCAGGUGGGUGAGAAGCCGCACAAGUGCCAGGUGUGCGGGAAGGCCUUCAGCCAGAGCUCCAACCUCAUCACCCACAGCCGGAAGCACACGGGCUUCAAGCCCUUCAGCUGCGAGCUGUGCACCAAGGGCUUCCAGCGCAAGGUGGACCUGCGGCGGCACCGUGAGAGCCAGCACAGCCUCAAGUGA
Molecule: messenger RNA, 738 nt
Organism: Condylura cristata (star-nosed mole)
Lineage: Eukaryota; Metazoa; Chordata; Mammalia; Eulipotyphla; Talpidae
Gene: GFI1B
Product: growth factor independent 1B transcription repressor
Exons: 5
Coding region: 1-738 (245 amino acids)
Biological process (GO): regulation of transcription by RNA polymerase II
Cellular component (GO): nucleus
Molecular function (GO): RNA polymerase II transcription regulatory region sequence-specific DNA binding; DNA-binding transcription factor activity, RNA polymerase II-specific
Source: RefSeq, a predicted model, not a curated record